AUGCAACUCAUAACUAACAACACAAUACACACUGCAAUGCUAAGAAAAUCCACAACUAGACGGUUAAACCUCUUAUCGCACGCCAUUGGAAUAUACCUUACCUUUCUCGGAUCUAACCUGCUGCAAGAACGGAUAAUAUCACCAGACAAACCAGAUUCGUUCAAUAAUUACACAUUUCUGGCCUUCAUACAGUACUUAACGUCGUCCCUGUUUGCAUUUUUCCUGCUUAUUGCCAUGAAAAUGCCUAUCGAAGAGAAAAGGGGCAGUUCGCUCUACUCGUACUUUGGAAUUGCGCUCGGAAGAUUUUUGUCCAACCAACUUGGUCUGUGGUCUUUAAACUUUGUGAGCUAUCCCACGCUCAUUAUCGCCCGCUCGAACAAGCUCCUCCCGGUCGUUGUCACCAACUACUUCUUUUUCAACCUGAGAACAAGGCUCAAGAGGCUCAUCAAGAUUUUCUUCAUGACCCUUGGACUCUUCAUGUUCAUGUACUUCGAAAGCAAGAGACGAACGAACAAUGAAAACACGCUCAUUGGAACAAUUUUGUUGGUAUCAAGCCUGGUCGUUGAGGGCCUUACGAGCUCUAUGCAAGAAUUUACGUUCAAGAAGAGAAAGCCACACUUUCUCCGCAUGAUGUUCUUUUGCAGCAUAAUUUCGCUGAUUUUAUCUGCUCUGCUCAUAUUCCCACCAUUUUCUGACCAACUGACCAGCUCCCUGGCGAUUUUCCUCAGAAACCCACACUCGUUUUUUCUGAUAAUCCUUACGUCGUUUUUGAACGCCUGCGGACAUUGCGUGGUCUUUUCAAUGAUAAAAGAGCAUGGUGCACUGAGCUUGAUCAUCGUUACAUCGACACGCAAAAUGCUGAGUGUGGUCUUUUCGGUGCUUGUUUAUGGACAUAACAUAAACAUUCUGCAAUGGACAGGAAUACUCAUGGUAUUCGUUCCUAUGCUGAUAGGAGAUGGUAGGUAG
This is a messenger RNA of Vavraia culicis subsp. floridensis, 966 nucleotides long. RefSeq lists its product as uncharacterized. The transcript has a single exon. Bases 1 to 966 code for a protein of 321 amino acids. Gene Ontology annotation, biological process: transmembrane transport. The record is from RefSeq and is a predicted model, not a curated record. Gene Ontology annotation, molecular function: transmembrane transporter activity. NCBI's taxonomy places the organism in Eukaryota, Fungi, Microsporidia, Pleistophoridae. Gene Ontology annotation, cellular component: endoplasmic reticulum membrane; Golgi membrane.